This is a messenger RNA of Botrytis cinerea B05.10, 741 nucleotides long. RefSeq lists its product as hypothetical. The transcript has 3 exons. The record is from RefSeq and is a predicted model, not a curated record. NCBI's taxonomy places the organism in Eukaryota, Fungi, Ascomycota, Leotiomycetes, Helotiales, Sclerotiniaceae. The coding region runs from base 133 to 720 and encodes 195 amino acids.
GGAGAAAGCGCCUAUAAUUUGGAAAACAGAAGGACAAGUCGCCAAGAAUCUGAACAUGGAAGCAAAGGCCAGACUCAUCAGGUGACUCGCACAUAUAGAGCCCUAUGUUAUCCCCUUUAUGGCAAUUGUGACAUGCGAACAAGAAGACAAGCUGAUCCAGACGUACAGACCUACGAAAAGGGAGUCAAAACACAAACCCGGCAAGUGGGUAAUUCAGUUGUAUAUACAAAUCUGAAUACAAAGGGAAGGGGCAAGGAUAUCAAAGAAUACGUGAAGCGUCUGCGAUGCACGAUAGACAAUUUCGAUCCUGAGGGGAACGAGAUAUUAAAAGCCAAGCAAAAUGAGGAAAAGGAAGCCAAGAAACAACUCGAGGAAAACAUCGGGGGCGGUGGAACGGAAGCCGAGGAUGAUGAGACAGAAGACGAAGAUGAUAGAGUGGAAGAGGAAACAGAAGAAGAUGUAAGUCUCGCAACAGAUGAUAGUGAGGAAAAGAAUAGCAGCGCAGAAGCCAGAGAUCAAACCCAAGCUAAUAUCACACAAAUUCUUGAACCCAAGAAACACGGACGUCGAUUACCUGGUCAAUCGAGCAGGUCUAAUGGUGGAGGAAUAGUAGAAGUUAAACGCUCCGGCAUGAGAGAUGAGCAAGAGACCGAGCUGGGUGUUGAGCAAGGGGCUGAGCUAGAUGAGGGAAAAGAGACCGAGGAAUAUCAUGGACUCUAGACAUCGCGAUGAGGUAGACCA